This is a messenger RNA of Saimiri boliviensis boliviensis (Bolivian squirrel monkey), 5798 nucleotides long. RefSeq names its product glutamate ionotropic receptor delta type subunit 2 (gene GRID2). Gene Ontology annotation, biological process: monoatomic ion transport. Gene Ontology annotation, cellular component: membrane. Gene Ontology annotation, molecular function: ligand-gated monoatomic ion channel activity; signaling receptor activity. The record is from RefSeq and is a predicted model, not a curated record. NCBI's taxonomy places the organism in Eukaryota, Metazoa, Chordata, Mammalia, Primates, Cebidae.
AAACCGGCUCCCCGGGCCCGCCGCGCCGAGCCGAGCUGCGUUCCGCGCCUCGCGCAGAAAGGGAUUUUUUUUUUUUUCCUGCAUGACUAUCCGCAUUACCUUGAAGUUCACUUUUUCUACCCCUGUUGGAGAGGGCUUUCCACCCCUCCCUGGUGGAAUCUGGCUGCUCCGCUUGGAAUCUCCUCAUCUUUCCUCUCCACUUAGAUUUUGGCAGCGAAGACGAGUGAUUCUCUGCGGGCUGUUGGGGCGGGGGUCCUUUUUGGUCGGGGGGUUGUAGAGCAGGGGGCACAUCCGGCGUGAGGGAGCGUUGGAAGUUACGGCGGAGCUGGGACCGGAGACCCGCGGCCCCCGCGCGGCCAUGGGGAAGAUCUGAGCUCCAGCCUCUCCCCCCUGCCCGAGAGCAGUCGAGGCUGGAGAUAUUUUUCAAAAGCCAAACUGCAAACAACUCUGGCGAUGCCAGAAUUCCCCUCCAAGUGACACGGCUAGGCGAAGGAGGUUUCCUCAGGCUGGGCUGUUUCUGUCAUUCCCUCUGCCUUUCUCGGCGACGAUAAAAGGCUUUGCUCUGGCAUUAGAAAUUUAGGAAAAAAAAGAGAAAAAGCUGCGCUAAACUCUACUGUGACCUCAAACUCUUUGGACUGUCAAAAAAAAAAAAAAAAAAUUGAAAGAAAAUCAUCCUCCAAGAGAAUCGGCAUAGGAGGAGAUGGAAGUUUUCCCCUUGCUCUUGGUUUUGUCCGUCUGGUGGUCUCGAACCUGGGACUCGGCAAAUGCGGAUUCGAUCAUUCACAUCGGAGCAAUUUUUGAUGAAUCUGCCAAAAAGGAUGAUGAGGUGUUUCGCACAGCAGUCGGUGACCUUAACCAAAAUGAGGAGAUCUUACAGACCGAGAAAAUCACAUUUUCAGUGACGUUUGUUGAUGGCAACAACCCUUUUCAAGCAGUUCAAGAAGCCUGUGAACUUAUGAAUCAAGGCAUCUUGGCCCUGGUCAGCUCCAUUGGCUGUACAUCAGCAGGAUCCCUCCAGUCUCUGGCAGAUGCCAUGCAUAUCCCCCACCUCUUCAUUCAGCGCUCAACAGCUGGGACCCCAAGGAGUGGCUGUGGACUCACGCGGAGCAACAGGAAUGAUGACUACACUCUCUCAGUUCGUCCACCUGUCUACUUGAAUGACGUUAUCUUAAGAGUGGUCACAGAGUAUGCCUGGCAGAAGUUCAUUAUAUUCUAUGAUAGUGAAUAUGAUAUCCGUGGAAUACAGGAGUUCUUGGACAAAGUGUCUCAGCAGGGAAUGGAUGUUGCUCUUCAGAAGGUAGAAAAUAACAUCAACAAAAUGAUCACCACUCUCUUUGACACCAUGAGGAUAGAAGAACUGAAUCGCUAUCGAGACACUCUUAGGCGAGCAAUCCUUGUUAUGAAUCCUGCCACAGCCAAAUCCUUCAUUACUGAGGUUGUGGAGACUAAUUUGGUUGCUUUUGACUGUCACUGGAUCAUUAUAAAUGAGGAAAUAAACGAUGUGGACGUACAGGAACUUGUAAGAAGGUCAAUUGGAAGGUUAACGAUUAUUCGGCAGACAUUUCCAGUUCCCCAGAAUAUAAGUCAGCGGUGUUUCCGUGGCAACCAUCGAAUAUCUUCAACAUUGUGUGAUCCAAAGGAUCCAUUUGCUCAAAAUAUGGAGAUUUCAAACCUUUACAUAUAUGACACAGUGCUUCUGCUUGCUAAUGCUUUUCAUAAGAAGCUGGAGGACCGGAAGUGGCACAGUAUGGCGAGUUUGUCAUGUAUCAGAAAGAACUCAAAGCCCUGGCAGGGUGGGCGCUCCAUGUUGGAGACCAUCAAGAAGGGUGGAGUUAGUGGGUUGACUGGAGAGCUUGAAUUUGGAGAAAAUGGAGGUAAUCCCAAUGUCCACUUUGAAAUUCUUGGAACCAACUAUGGAGAAGAGCUUGGCAGAGGUGUUCGCAAACUUGGGUGCUGGAAUCCUGUCACAGGUCUGAAUGGGUCACUGACUGACAAGAAAUUGGAGAAUAACAUGCGUGGAGUGGUUCUACGUGUGGUAACUGUUCUGGAAGAACCUUUUGUGAUGGUCUCUGAAAAUGUCUUGGGUAAGCCGAAGAAAUACCAGGGCUUCUCCAUUGACGUUUUGGAUGCCUUAUCUAACUACCUGGGUUUUAACUAUGAAAUUUAUGUAGCACCGGAUCACAAAUAUGGAAGCCCACAGGAAGAUGGGACAUGGAAUGGCUUGGUAGGAGAACUAGUCUUUAAGAGAGCCGACAUAGGGAUUUCUGCUUUAACCAUCACUCCAGAUCGUGAGAAUGUGGUGGACUUUACAACACGUUACAUGGACUACUCAGUGGGAGUACUACUUCGAAGGGCUGAAAAGACAGUGGAUAUGUUUGCCUGUCUUGCACCAUUUGAUCUCUCUCUAUGGGCUUGCAUUGCUGGCACAGUCCUUCUGGUGGGUCUGCUGGUCUACCUCUUGAACUGGCUUAAUCCCCCACGAUUACAAAUGGGAUCAAUGACGUCUACUACUCUCUACAACUCCAUGUGGUUUGUGUAUGGAUCUUUUGUACAACAAGGUGGGGAGGUCCCGUAUACAACUCUGGCUACCCGAAUGAUGAUGGGGGCUUGGUGGCUAUUUGCUUUGAUUGUUAUCUCAUCUUACACGGCAAACCUUGCUGCUUUCCUCACUAUCACACGCAUUGAAAGUUCCAUCCAGUCUCUCCAGGACCUUUCCAAGCAAACAGAAAUCCCUUACGGCACAGUCCUGGACUCUGCAGUAUAUGAGCAUGUCCGCAUGAAAGGAUUGAAUCCUUUUGAGAGGGACAGCAUGUAUUCCCAAAUGUGGCGGAUGAUCAACAGAAGCAAUGGAUCAGAGAACAAUGUUCUGGAGUCCCAAGCAGGCAUUCAAAAGGUAAAAUAUGGAAACUAUGCUUUUGUAUGGGAUGCAGCCGUAUUGGAAUAUGUGGCUAUCAAUGACCCAGAUUGUUCCUUUUACACCGUUGGAAAUACUGUUGCUGAUCGGGGAUAUGGAAUUGCAUUACAGCAUGGCAGUCCUUACCGAGAUGUUUUUUCACAAAGGAUCCUGGAGCUUCAGCAGAAUGGUGACAUGGACCUCCUGAAGCACAAAUGGUGGCCUAAGAAUGGCCAGUGUGAUCUGUACUCCUCAGUGGACACAAAGCAGAAAGGAGGCGCCCUGGACAUAAAGAGCUUUGCAGGAGUUUUUUGUAUCCUGGCUGCCGGAAUUGUCCUCUCCUGCUUCAUAGCCAUGCUGGAGACGUGGUGGAACAAGAGGAAAGGCUCCCGGGUUCCAUCAAAAGAGGAUGACAAGGAAAUUGACCUGGAGCACCUCCAUAGACGUGUAAAUAGCUUGUGCACAGAUGACGACAGCCCCCAUAAACAGUUUUCCACCUCGUCAAUUGACUUGACCCCUCUGGACAUUGACACUUUGCCAACACGACAAGCACUGGAGCAAAUCAGUGAUUUCAGGAACACUCAUAUUACCACAACAACCUUUAUCCCAGAGCAGAUCCAGACUCUUAGCCGCACACUGUCAGCUAAAGCUGCCUCUGGUUUCACUUUUGGCAACGUGCCUGAGCACCGAACUGGCCCUUUUAGGCACAGGGCACCUAAUGGGGGCUUUUUCAGGAGUCCUAUAAAAACAAUGUCAUCUAUUCCUUAUCAACCAACUCCUACCCUGGGGCUCAAUCUGGGUAAUGAUCCAGACCGAGGCACCUCCAUAUGAGCAUCAAACAAAUCUCUUCACUGUUUCUUUUUUAGGACUCCCUUUGCAAGGAGCAACUGUAAAAUUGUGGGACUAACAUGGAUGUAACGUUAAAAACAAAAUCAGGAUUAUUAGUAACAAUUCUAGUUUCUCCUCCCACCUUCUCUCUCCCCUCUCUCCUCUAUUAUUUUCUCUCUUUUCCCUUCCCUUCCUGUACAUUUUCCUCAAAUUUUUUCAUUACUCAACUUGUUCCCCAAGAAGGUAGUAUACUAGGAUCCUAUUAGUCUGCUUUUCAUAUACUGUACAUCAAGUAUAGGAAAUGUGCACUGAGCAUACUAAAAGCAUAUGCAGGAUUAAUUUUACAUAAAGGCCUCUUCUGUAACAUUUCUCUAUUUUUAGAAAUACAAUUGCAAUAACUUCAGUCUUUUUACAUUCUUCUGCUGCAUCCAUACAAUGCUCCACUGCUGUUGAGUGUCCUUUAACUGUGGACCAAAGGCAACCCCUGCAGUGUUUAUAAAACAAUUUGAAGACCAUUCAGGCCACAUAAGAUGAGAAUGCAAUUUUGCAGGAUUACAAAAAAGCCAUUAAUAUGCCAGUCAAGACUACAGUUAAAACUUCUCUUGCACUGCAACAGUGCAUAUGACCUUUAUGUGAUUGUACAGUAUUAAAAGUUUUUUCUUAUGUACAGUAAACUUUAUCAUAUGGCAGAAGCCUCUAUUGUGUUAAAUAAAUUAGUAUUUCAUAUAUAUACAUAUAUAUGCACCUAUCUAAUGUGUAUAUAUAUACAAAGGCGGCCAUUGCUAUUGCAAUUCAUUUAAUAAAGCUUUAGUUUAAACAAAAGUAUUGUAUACAAGAACUAUGUAUAGUGCAGGGGUUCUUUUCAGUUAGAAAAGGCAGGUUGCUUUAAUGUUAUUCUGACUCGCAUUGUUUGCCAACAGAAAAUAUUUUAUACUUUUGUUAUUAAAACAUCCAGGGCAAUUUAAUAUUUGUUCCUAGAUGUAACACACUUGAAUAGGUUUUGCGUUUGUUAUUCAGCAGUGUAUAAAGCUAACCUUGAUAAUUUUACUUUUAAUUAAUUAUCUGAAUGAAAAACGCUAUUAGCUGAACCACAUCCACAGCAGCACAUAGAGCUCUAGAAGAGUUUAAACAUAGAUCAUUGAAGGUUAAAAAUCCUCUUCCAAAGCAGCAAGUCAAUCAAUACAAUAAUGAUAUUUAGGGAGGGGUGGGAGCCCUUCAGAAAUGUUGAUGUGGCCUUAAAUUACUGUCAUUCAUUAUCCUAAAGAAGAAAACAAUAACCAUAAUGGGCUCUCAACUCAACCCCCUUUUUUUAUUUAGUUCUAUUUGGAGGAGUUAUGUAUUUUUUACAUUAGUGCCGACUAUAUAGAAGGAUGACGGCAAAACAGUGCCUCUUUGUGCACAACCCUUUUAAAGUAGCAUUCUUACUUGUUAGAAAUGUAGAAUGAACUUUGUUUGUAAUCCUUAAAUUAAAAUGUGGUAAGUAGGAAGCAAGAACUUAUUCUGUGUUUUUACGCAGCCAUACACUUACUUUAAUCUAAUUCAUUCUGUGGCUAGGAUUGAUAUAGGAAUCAACCUAUGUGAUUUGCUUUAGGAGAAAUUAAAAGGUAUAUUCUUAAGAUAUAUUAUAUUUUGAUGCUAAUUCUGUUCUGGGGAGCAUCUUGUAUUGUCACUGUUUUUGUACUAAAUCUUCAAAUAUUGUCUACUGUGUAAGGCAGAAAAAUUUCUUAUCAUGCAAAAACCAUUUUGUUUCCAGGGUAACAAGUACCUAAGUGCAUGCACAACUUGUUUUCCCUUGUAACAUUCAUGAUCUCAUUUACAACUCUGAUUUUAAAACAACAACAACAAAAAAAUCUUUACAACAAGCUAUAUAGGGACAUACCAGAUGUUGCAGUGAUUUUAGCUAUCAACAAACUGUUAACCAUGUACAAUAUUUAAAAUAGGCUUAUUUUGAUGUACUGCCUAUUAUACAAACACACAAAACAUUUUUUGGAGGCCUCAGUUAUGAGUGACAGAGCUUUCUGUGUAUAAUUUGUCUAAAUAAUUUGUCUAAUAAAAAUGUUUUCUAAACUUGCUCUCA